Penicillium brevicompactum is the source of this 882-nucleotide messenger RNA. RefSeq names its product snoRNA-binding rRNA-processing protein IMP4. Gene Ontology annotation, molecular function: rRNA primary transcript binding; snoRNA binding. The record is from RefSeq and is a predicted model, not a curated record. The coding region runs from base 1 to 882 and encodes 293 amino acids. Gene Ontology annotation, cellular component: small-subunit processome; nucleolus; Mpp10 complex. NCBI's taxonomy places the organism in Eukaryota, Fungi, Ascomycota, Eurotiomycetes, Eurotiales, Aspergillaceae. Gene Ontology annotation, biological process: rRNA processing. The transcript has 2 exons.
AUGCUGCGUCGCCAAACCCGCGAGCGUCGCGACUAUCUCUACAGAAGAGCUCUCUUGCUCAGAGAUGCCUCAAUCGCCGAAAAACGCGCGCAACUCAAGGCUUCCCUGGCCUCUGGAAAGCCCCUCGACCCUACCAUUGCAAACGACAAAGCGCUUCGAGAGGACUUCAAAUAUGACGAAUCAAAGGACAAGGAGGACUCUGAAAUGGACAUCGACGAUGAAUAUGUCCUGACCUCCGGCAUUAUCGACCCUCGACCUCUGGUCACCACAUCUCGCUCCCCUUCUGCUCGUCUUGGUGCAUUCGCAAAGGAAGUUCGUCUGCUUCUCCCCACUUCAAUUCGCCUCAACCGUGGAACUCUCGUCCUGGGAGAUCUCGUCUCCAGCGCAUCUUCCGCGGCUCUUACCGACAUGAUCCUCCUCCACGAACAUCGUGGAACUCCCACCGCAAUGACCAUCUCUCACCUCCCUCACGGUCCGACUGCUAGCUUCUCCCUCCACAACGUUGUCCUUCGCCAAGAUAUUCCAAAUGCUGCUCGUGGCACUGUCUCCGAGAGCUACCCCCACCUAAUUUUCGAGGGCUUCAAGACCAAGCUCGGUGCUCGAAUCGUUCAGAUUCUGAAGCACCUGUUCCCUCCUCGCGAGACUGGCAAGGUCGGUAAUCGUGUUGUGAGCUUUGUGUGCAAAGAUGACAACAUUGAGGUGCGGCACCACGUUUUCGUCAAGACUGGUUACCGCGAUGUGGAAUUGGCCGAGGUUGGCCCGCGCAUGACCAUGCGGCCCUUCGAGAUUCGGGGAGGUACAUUGGAGAAGGGAUCGAGUGGCGAUGUUGAGUGGGCUCUCACACAAUACACGAGGACGAGCAAAAAGAAGGACUACUUGUGA